AUGAACACAUCUAGUACCACCACCAAUACCUGCAGCAGCGUCUUUCCGCCUCCUAGUGCUCCAGCGCGUCUUCGGCCAGGUUCGGGCAAUAGCCAAGAUGACCUCCCUCCUCAGCUGAUCACAGCAAAUGCACCCUUGAAGCCAAUGAUAUCCUCCCUCUCCUUUGAACCUGAUGCAGUGGAAAGCACUGCGGAACUUAUCAACUUGUACUGUCAAGUGUUGCAAGAGCAUCUUUCGUCACAAGAACUCUGUCAUCGUUGCGCACCGAUUUCCCAGCUGCAACUGAAUGACUACUCUUGGGAUCAUGACGACUUCUCGGAAGACGAUGACGGCUUUGAAGACAAUGAAGACAAUGAUGAUGAUGAUGAUGAUGACAUGAGUGUCUUUUCCAUGUCAUCAUCGUGCUCUAUGGAUCAUCUCUUUUCGGAUGUUGAUUCCAUCCAGUGUCGUCUUCAAAGUCAAGAACAACGACGAGUUGGCACCCCUGAACAUGGAUGCAGCACUGCAAUGGAAAGCAGCCCAAUCAGGAUUGUCGAAUCUGAUGCAGACUCUCUUGCAUCGUCCUUUUCAGCGUGCAACCUGUCACUUCCCUAUAAUAAUAAUGAAUGA
Messenger RNA from Seminavis robusta, 609 nucleotides. The record is from the annotation of a GenBank genome assembly. Lineage: Eukaryota; Bacillariophyta; Bacillariophyceae; Naviculales; Naviculaceae.